AUGAAGAUGUCACUUGACUGCCAGCUUCAAGUCCUCGCUCUUCCGUCUCCACGUCAGCCAGCGAACGCCAGACAGUGGCUGCCGAUACAAAAACGUGCACAACAACAGAAGAAAUUACCUCCUCAGCAUGCCUACCCCCCUACCCCCCGCCCUGACCUUCCACUAAUCACACCCAGCACUAAAUUUCAGACGAGCGAAGUAAUCUCGGGCUGUCAUUCGUCACGAAGUCAUUUCUGGUGGACGUCAGCUCUCCACGCCUCAAACUUGACAGCCUGCUACUCAAGUCGCAAUCCGGAGCAGAGAGGUGAGAGUAUGAAGAAGAGAGACCAGGUCUUGAGGGAGAGGUGCACGGGGGCAUGCACCCACCUCCCCGUCCGUCCGGUAGAUGCUCUUUUCGCGUCUCUCCUUAUUAUCGCCGCUACUUUUGAUGCUCUUAUUGCUGUUUUUAUUGCUAUUGUAGCAACUGCGGCUGUUGCAGCUGCUGUUGUUGCCGCAACUGUUGCAGCAACUGUUGCAGCAACUGUUGCAGCUGCAAAUAUUUUUGCUACUAAUGCAAAACUGGAAAAUGUUGUUGAGUUGAUUGCUGUUGUUGAUGUUGUUGUGGCUGUUGUUGUGGCGAUCGUUGCUGUUGAUAGUUGCUGUGGAUGCUGCAACUGUUCUACGUUGAAUUGCUUGCUGAAUGAUAUGUUGGUGGCAGGUGCUUCCUGCUCUGCUGCUGCUGCUGAUGAAGAUGAUGAUGAUGGUGAGUACGUCGUUGUUGUUGUUGCUGGUGUUGCCGCUGUCGAUAAUAUUAUUAACGCUGAUGAUGAUGACAAAAAUGACGAUGAUACAGCUGAGAGUGGAACAAAUGAAAAAGUUUCCUUUUCAAAAUUCAGCAAUCUUGAUAGGAAAGAGCUGGAAAAAGAAGCUGAUGAUGAUAGUGAUGACGUCAGUGACGAUGAUGCUUGUGGUGAUGGUGACGAUGAUGCUUGGACCAACAACGGCAUUGAGUUUGUUGGCAGCAUCAUCAUCUUUUUGAGUGUUGGUGAUGAUGUUGGUGAUGAUGUUGGUGAUGAUGUUGGUGAUGAUGUUGAUGAUGACGAUGUUGAUGACGAUGUUGAUGAUGAUGUUGACACAAAGACCCCACAGUUAGACGAUGAAGAUGAUGACGAUGAAGAUGAUGACAAUGAUGAUGAUGAUGAAAUUUGCGAUGGUGAAAUUUUAUUUGAAAUUGCUUUGGCAGCGGAGCGUGACGACGAUGAUGAUGAUGAUGAUAAUGACCACGACAAGUUUGGCGGCCAAAACAUUGAAAAUAAUACGAACAUUAAUGAUAAUAAUAUGAACGAUGAUACUGACAAUAACAACAAUAACAACAAUAACAACAACAACAACAAUAAUAAUAAUGUUGGCAAUGACGAGAAAUCUUCUGCUGACAUGAACACCAGCGUCUUGACUGAUGGACUUGAAAAUAAUGUUGCUCUUGAUGCUGCUGCUGAUGAUGAUGACGGGAAUGAUGAUGAGGUUAAUGUUGGCGAGGAUAAUGAUGAAAUGAGUAUCGAUGGAUGA
Molecule: messenger RNA, 1545 nt
Organism: Helobdella robusta
Lineage: Eukaryota; Metazoa; Annelida; Clitellata; Rhynchobdellida; Glossiphoniidae
Exons: 4
Coding region: 1-1545 (514 amino acids)
Source: RefSeq, a predicted model, not a curated record